Drosophila mojavensis is the source of this 1789-nucleotide messenger RNA. Its product is annotated as fibronectin-binding protein A. Bases 400 to 1365 code for a protein of 321 amino acids. Lineage: Eukaryota; Metazoa; Arthropoda; Insecta; Diptera; Drosophilidae. The record is from RefSeq and is a predicted model, not a curated record. The transcript has 3 exons.
CAAGUCGUGCCGACUCGUGCUUGCUCGUGCUUAAGUUUUUAACUCACAUGGGCACGAGCCCAGCCCUAGUUCUUUUCAUUAGCAGCCCUGUCAGAUGGUGUGGCGUGCUCGCUAGAGAAUUUUGUUUGCUUUUUAUUUAUUAAAACAAUUAAAUAAUAAACGCAACGCAGAACGCUCGGAACUGCAUAAUAGAGGAGACGUCGAAAAAAGCAGCGCGCCUUCACUUAACUCACACACAUACAUCAUAUAAUAAUUGAUUGUACGGACCAUGAAAACAACUAGUAUCGGAUUAUACGCAUUUCGUUUAACCUUCGGACAGGGAAAUGACGCGUAAAUAAAAUUUCCCAAAACACGGUGUUUAAAGUCCCAUACACACAUACACGCACACGUACAUGCACUAUGGAGAGCCUGCAACCGGGUGAUACAUGUGUGGAAUGCUCCAGCAGAGGCGUAAACCACAAGUUGCGCUAUUUUUACAUAAAUCUUAAUGAGCAGUUGCUCAAGUGCGAAUCGCGUCGCUGCCUUUGGCCGCAUACCGAUGCCGUUUCCUCUUCUUCCUCCUCCGAUGAUGAGCAGGAGACCAUCCGGUCACCGAAUCACUCGCUAAAUUUGGAUGACGAUGAAUUUAUUAAGCAGCUGCUGGAAAAUCUGACCCCAGAUACAGAGAUAGCCGAAGCCUCGAUGGAAAGUGGGGCAAAUAAUUCCAAGUGUGACUCCAGCUUAACACCAAAUGUCCCAUCGAGCAGCAAUGUUAUUAAGGAUCUUUUGGAAGAAUCUCAUCUGCCUGCAACAACAACUGCCUCAGUAAUAUCUAUGCCGAAUAUAUUUGGUGAAUUUGAGCAGCAACCUGAGCACACUGCAUUUAAUCUCGAACCUGAGAAUGCUCCUCCAUUCCAAUUGAGUGCCAAGGCUGGCGACUUUGCCUACACAAUUUCCAUUUCGCAGGAGUUGCCGACACCCAAGAUCGCACUAGAAAAGGAGUUGCCCACACCUAUGAUCCCUCUCGAAAAGGAGUUGCCAACACCUAUGAUCCCACUCGAAAAGGAGUUGCCCACACCUAUGAUCCCACUCGAAAAGGAGUUGCCCAAGGCUAGUACCUUUCAGACACCGCCUAGAAAAGCAUCCACACUUCCCCGUUCAGAGUUGCAGUCGAGGCCAAUGCCACCGGCCGCACCCACAACAAUUGCAUCAAGUACAGCCGCUAGCCAGUUCCUGAAUGCCCUAAAAGCGCAACCAGUGCAAGGUGCACGGACUAAACGCACCAGACAACCCCCCCGCCCCGAAAGUUCAAGCGGUGGAGGCAGCCCCCGAUUCAGCACUCAAGAUAUCAAGCAGACGCUGGAACGCAUCAACAACCAGAAGUAGGGCAAAGCUGAAAGUGAAUCGGAACCGGAACUGGAGCAGGAAGCGAAUCUCUAUGCAAAUGGACAGCAGAAGGAAGCGAAUAACAUAAACAAAUCAAAGUGAUUUUUGGAAAUAUUCGCAAACAGAAUUUAAAAUAAUAUGAGAGAGUGUAUGUGUGAGUGUAUGCAAACAAUUCCCAUUUAUAUAUAAACAUUCGAGAUUUUUGACGGUCACCGUUUUAUUUAUGCUCGGCACGCGUCCACCGCAUGUUGAGCAAUGGUCGCCAAAUCGGGCGAUAGCGCCGCGAGAAAUUACAGAUUAAGAAAGAAGCAGAGAAAGGAGGCAAGCGGGUCAGAGCAAGUGCGUCACGAGAUGCAAUUCGAUGCGAAGCGCAGCCGCUAACAGAUGAAUGAAAUGAACAGUGGUACAAAGGCUAUUGAAUGAG